AGUGACAGCGUGACGAGGUGGUGGGUGCCUCCUGUUGUCUCGUCAUUGUUCCCGCAUUCCUAACACGCUUAUUUCUCACUUGUAACAGAGCCUUCAAGACUUCUGCUAUUUCUUAAGAGUUGGCUCCCUUCUUUCAAAGCCGCAUCUCAUUUCAUCCUUACGUAGGCGCAACUAGAUCUAGUACUUUAGCAAGGAUUUCACCGAACAAGGGAAACCCCGGAGUAAAUAAUGAAGAAACUAUUAAACAUGUGCUAGGAUCAUCUAGUGUGAUAAAAUAUUUCGAAAGUGACUCAGCGUUUUUGGAAUAUAUUUAAAGAUAUGCUCAAAAUCUACAAACCAAUGACGUUCAAAAGUUAAUUGUUACAUUAUAACAUCUAAUGAUAGAAAGCGAUUACAAAGCAUACAGAAGGACUUAGCUGUACAGUGCAUGUGAGAUUAAUAAAAUGGACUGGGCAAACACUAAAUUCAUCAUAUUAUUUAUGGUGACCUUACUAGCUGUGUCACAAGAUACAACGCAAAAUUCUGUAGAGGGUACAACAGAAAUGUCUUAUACUCUAGAGCAAAGCACAACAGAAGCAACACAAUCUUCAGAAGAAACAAGAUCUGAAAUAACUUCUACUGUGGAUCGAAUCACAACAGAGUCAACACCCACAUCUGAAGAGGUUUCAACUGGACUGAAUUCUAAUCAAGAGCAGAGCACAACGGAAUCAACACAAUCUUCUGAAGAGGCUACAACUGAAAUGACUUCUACUAAGGAGCAAAUCACAACGGAAUCAACACAAUCUUAUGAAGAGACUACAACUGAAAUGAGUUCUACUAAUGAGCAAAGCAUAGCGGACUCAACACAAUCUUCUGAAGAGGCUACAACUGAAAUGAGUUCUACUAAGGAGCAAAUCACAUUGGAAUCAACACAAUCUUCUGAAGAGGCUACAACUGAAAUGACUUCUACUAAGGAGCAAAUCACAACGGAAUCAACACAAUCUUCUGAAGAGGCUUCAACUGAAAUGAGUUCUACUAAGGAGCAAAGCACAACGGAAUCAACACAAUCUUCUGAAGAGGCUACAACUGAAAUGAGUUCUACUAAGGAGCAAAUCACAACGGAAUCAACACAAUCUUCUGAAGAGGCUAAAACUGAAAUGAGUUUUACUAAGGAGCAAAGCACAACGGAAUCAACACAAUCUUCUGAAGAGGCUACAACUGAAAUGAGUUAUACAAAGGAGCAAAUCACAACGGAAUCAACACAAUCUUCUAAAGAGGCUACAACUAAAAUGAGUUCUACUAAGGAGCAAAUCACAACGGAAUCAACACAAUCUUCUGAAGAGUUUACAACUGAAAUAAGUUCUACUAAAGAGCAAAUGACAACAGAAUCAACACAAUCUUCUGAAGAGGCUACAACUGAAAUGACUUCUACGAAGGAGCAAAGCACAACGGAAUCAACACAAUCUUCUGAAGAGGCUACAACUGAAAUGACUUCUACUAAGGAGCAAAUCACAACGGAAUCAACACAAUCUUCUGAAGAGGCUACAACUGAAAUGAGUUCUACUAAGGAGCAAAGCACAACGGAAUCAACACAAUCUUCUGAAGAGGCUACAACUGAAAUGAGUUCUACUAAGGAGCAAAUCACAACGGAAUCAACACAAUCUUCUGAAGAGUCUACAACUGAAAUAAGUUCUACUAAAGAGCAAAUGACAACAGAAUCAACACAAUCUUCUGAAGAGGCUACAACUGAAAUGACUUCUACGAAGGAGCAAAGCACAACGGAAUCAACACAAUCUUCUGAAGAGGCUACAACUGAAAUGACUUCUACGAAGGAGCAAAGCACAACGGAAUCAACACAAUCUUCUGAAGAGGCUACAACUGAAAUGACUUCUACGAAGGAGCAAAGCACAACAGAAUCAACACAAUCUUCUGAAGAGGCUACAACUGAAAUGACUUCUACUAAGGAGCAAAUCACAACGGAAUCAACACAAUCUUCUGAAGAGGCUACAACUGAAAUGAGUUCUACUAAGGAGCAAAGCACAACGGAAUCAACACAAUCUUCUGAAGAGGCUACAACUGAAAUGACUUCUACUAAGGAGCAAAUCACAACGGAAUCAACACAAUCUUCUGAAGAGGCUUCAACUGAAAUGAGUUCUACUAAGGAGCAAAGCACAACGGAAUCAACACAAUCUUCUGAAGAGGCUACAACUGAAAUGAGUUCUACUAAGGAGCAAAUCACAACGGAAUCAACACAAUCUUCUGAAGAGGCUAAAACUGAAAUGAGUUUUACUAAGGAGCAAAGCACAACGGAAUCAACACAAUCUUCUGAAGAGGCUACAACUGAAAUGACUUCUACUAAGGAGCAAAUCACAACGGAAUCAACACAAUCUUCUGAAGAGGCUACAACUGAAAUGAGUUCUACUAAGGAGCAAAGCACAACGGAAUCAACACAAUCUUCUGAAGAGGCUACAACUGAAAUGAGUUCUACUAAGGAGCAAAUCACAACGGAAUCAACACAAUCUUCUGAAGAGUCUACAACUGAAAUAAGUUCUACUAAAGAGCAAAUGACAACAGAAUCAACACAAUCUUCUGAAGAGGCUACAACUGAAAUGACUUCUACGAAGGAGCAAAGCACAACGGAAUCAACACAAUCUUCUGAAGAGGCUACAACUGAAAUGACUUCUACGAAGGAGCAAAGCACAACGGAAUCAACACAAUCUUCUGAAGAGGCUACAACUGAAAUGACUUCUACGAAGGAGCAAAGCACAACAGAAUCAACACAAUCUUCUGAAGAGGCUACAACUGAAAUGACUUCUACUAAGGAGCAAAUCACAACGGAAUCAACACAAUCUUCUGAAGAGGCUACAACUGAAAUGAGUUCUACUAAGGAGCAAAGCACAACGGAAUCAACACAAUCUUCUGAAGAGGCUACAACUGAAAUGAGUUCUACUAAGGAGCAAAUCACAACGGAAUCAACACAAUCUUCUGAAGAGGCUACAACUGAAAUGAGUUCUACUAAUGAGCAAAGCAUAGCGGACUCAACACAAUCUUCUGAAGAGGCUACAACUGAAAUGAGUUCUACUAAGGAGCAAAUCACAACGGAAUCAACACAAUCUUCUGAAGAGGCUACAACUGAAAUGAGUUCUACUAAGGAGCAAAUCACAACGGAAUUAACACAAUCUUCUGAAGAGGCUACAACUGAAAUGAGUUCUACUAAGGAGCAAAUCACAACUGAAUCAACACAAUCUUCUGAAGAGUCUACAACUAAUAUGUCUCCAAUUACCGAGCUUAGCUCAGUUGAAGUGAAAUCGACAAAAGAGAAUACAUACAUAUCAAAUGUAUUUACAAGUGAAAGAAUAUUCAAUGAAAACAGCACUACAGACUCAACACACACGUCAGAAGAAAUAACAGCUGAACUAACUUCUACACGGGAGAAAAACACCACAGAAUCUGCGAAUGAAUCAACACAAUCGUCUGCACAAUCUACAAUUGCAUUGACAUUUACAGAAGGAAAAAGUACAACAGAGCAAUCGCAAUCCUAUGAUAAACCUACAACUACAUUUACUUCUACCGAAACCCAAAGUACAUCAGAGGCAGCACAAUUUUCCGAAACACCCACAUCAAUCACAAUGGACCCUUUUAUUUCAUCUUCAACAAUGGAAUCAACCGUUGAUUUGAUAUCAACCAACACAUCUUCAUCAACCAUGACCUCAUUAAGUGCCUCAACUCCAAUAAUAAUAUCCUCAGAAGAACCUUUGACUUCCACACAUUCUUCCACAUCAUAUUUUACGUUUACGGAAACAUCUAGUGACACAUCUAUAACAAAACUGAUAUCGUCUGACACACCUGCAUCCACUGUAAUAACCAGUAGUGAAACAACGUCAUCCACUUUAAUAACCAGUAGUGACACACCUACAUCCACUGUAAUAACAAGCAGUGACACAACGUCAUCCACUUUAAUAACCAGCAGUGACACACCUACAUCCAGUAGUGACACACCUACAUCCACUGUAAUAACAAGCAGUGACACAACGUCAUCCACUUUAAUAACCAGUAGUGACACAUCUGCAUCCACUUUAAUAACCAGUAGUGACACAUCUGCAUCCACUUUAAUAACCAGUAGUGACACACCUACAUCCAGUAGUGACACACCUACAUCCACUGUAAUAACAAGCAGUGACACAACGUCAUCCACUUUAAUAACCAGUAGUGACACAUCUGCAUCCACUUUAAUAACCAGUAGUGACACACCUACAUCCACUUUAAUAACAAGCAGUGACACAACGUCAUCCACUUUAAUAACCAGCAGUGACACAUCUGCAUCCACUUUAAUAACCAGUAGUGACACACCUACAUCCACUGUAAUAACCAGUAGUGACACACCUACAUCCACUGUAAUAACAAGCAGUGACACAACGUCAUCCACUUUAAUAACCAGCAGUGACACAUCUACAUCCACUGUAAUAACAAGCAGUGACACAACGUCAUCCACUUUAAUAACCAGUAGUGACACACCUACAUCCACUGUAAUAACAAGCAGUGACACAACGUCAUCCACUUUAAUAACCAGUAGUGACACAACGUCAUCCACGUUAAUAACCAGUAGUGACACACCUACAUCCACUGUAGUAUCAAUCAGUGACACGACUGCAUCAACAUCAACAUCGCUCUACACGAUAACUACAUCAGCUUCAACUGUAUCAACUUCGACGUCUACAACACUUGCUUCAACCGACUCCACAACUACAACGUUCAAAGUGUCAACAGUAGAGAGCACUUCAUCCUCCGCAUCAUCAACAGGUAACAGCCAAGCACUGACCACCUUAACAUCGACAACAACUCAAGCUCCCUCUACAGCUCUUUACCCAUAUGGAGAUGAAGUCAACGAUACAAGCGUCCCUGUUGGGUUCAGGUCACACAGUGAAACUAUCUACUUUAGCCAUAGAGUACCUUUUGGAUCAAAGUCUGUACAGACUGCUCAAGUUGCUAUGAAUGGUGCCAUUACCUUUGAUGAGCCGGCCAAACUUUUCAACCCUGACUUUGACGCAGCAUCGGCCAAGCAGCAAAAUGUUCUAGCCCCGUUCUGGACCCAAAUGAAUCCAGUAGAUACGAACCAGAAAGUUUUUUACCAUCUGUAUGAAGAUGACAACACCGAUAUAUUAAACAGAGCCACGCAAGAUGUCAGGAACUACUACAGCCCUGCAGCUCAUGAUAAUUUUACUGCAAACUUAGUUUUAAUAGCUACGUGGCUCAAAGUGAAACCUUUUACAGCUGCUUGCUCCUCAGCAUAUUGCUAUAACGAAGAAAACACCUUUCAAGUAAUCUACACUACUGACGGUUUGAAAGCCUACGCUAUAACCAUAUAUCAACAAGGCUCCAUGAAGUGGAGUUUUGUUCGCAAUCGAAAGAUAUUGAUGGGAUAUGUCAAUUCAGACGGAGUGGUAGACCUUGGCUUCACAAACACCGCUGUUACCACAAGAUUGGAUACCUUGAUUGGAGCAGCUGGAAACCCUGGAGUUUUCAUCUUUAAAGUUGGUGAGAGUGAGUCACAAGAUUACAAAUGUCUUCAGUUCUAUAACAGCAACGUAGCUAGAGCCCAGAGCAUCGAGUUUAAAAACGACUUAAAGCAGCUCCCGGCAUGCCCAUGUUCUGAAGAAAGGGUCAGAAAACAAUGGCAGUUUGUAUUCAAAAGGGGAACUAAUGAUAAUAUCUUUUGCUAUGCCAUUAGUUCAAUUCAGAAAAAGCGCAAGUUUGCUGGAAAUUCACUAAAUAAACUGUGUUGCUACAUUCGUUUGAACCCUUUCUUCUAUGGAUUUUACCUGUCUGGGAAUGCUGAAUCUGGGCACAUUUUAACAAGCAACCCUUUCCAGAAUUUUUCUAUGACCAUUGCAGAGGAUGUCUACCCUAAGAGCUUGUGCUGUCAGGGUCUGACCAAAAAGUAUUGUGAUCUAUUCAACCAGGUCAGACCAGAUAUGGGCUGUUCCCUUGCAUCAGGAUUUGUUACAGCAUCAUUCUUUGGGGAUCCUCAUUUAACAGCGUUAGAUGGCCUUCAAUAUACCAUGAAUGGUUGGGGAGAAUAUAUCUUAAUAGACAGUGAAGACUUCAGACUCCAGGGUAGGACUGAUCGAAUAGAAGCGACAAAUGGUACUUUGAUUAAUGCAACAGUUUUUGUUGCCUUUGCUGCCAAGGAAAGGAAUGAUGCUACACUACAAGUUGAACUUUCUGCCAAUAAAACUUCCAUGGUGAUUUUCGCUAAUGGUAUAGACUUAACUAACGAGUUCUAUGCAUCUGAAGGUCUUGUAAAGGACAUGAGCACCUUCAUUGUCAGCAGAGAGACUAUUGCCAACAAGACUAAUAUAGUGGCUAAGUUUACAAGUAUAACGAUCAACAUUUUCAUGGGGAUUAAGUGCCUGGAAGUGAAUAUUGAGGCUGGUGUUGAACUCAAAGGUAACAUAACAGGCUUGCUGGGCAACUUCAAUGGUAAUGUGAGUGAUGAUUUUGUUUUACCUGAUGGCACUGUGCUGGCACCAAAUGAAACAAACACUGAAAGAAAAAUAUUUGAAAACUUCGGUCGAAAGUGGGAAGUCACCAGUAACAACAGUAUCUUUGCCUAUGGGGCGUAUAAAAGUUCUGCAAACUACAGCCAUCAAGAAUUCAUCCCACUAUUCUUGGAUGAAGUCAGUGAAUCAGAACGAAAUGCUUCUAUUGCUAAAUGUGGUGAUAACGUGGCAUGCCAGUAUGAUUAUUUAGCCACGAGGGAUGAAAAGUUUGCUGAAAACACCAAAGAUACAUUUACUUCCUCUCAAUCUGCAAAAAUAUCAGCAGCAAACAACUUGCCAACCUUUAAUAUAACAGAAGGUCUAAAUAUUGAAGGCCAAUGGGAGCUGUCAUCUGGGCACCAGCAAACAUUGACAGUCCAGCUAAAUGAUAGCGAUGGUGAUUAUGUGACAUUAAAGCUGAUAGGUGGACCUUUUAGUGAUGUCCAAAUCUACAACAACAGUGCCUUGACCUACUUACCCAAUGAAAAUGUUCCUAUUACCAUCAAGUUAAUGGCAGAGGACUCAAAGAAUGGCACCUCAUCAGUUAUCACUGUACCUAUUACUUUGUGCCCCAAUUGUAGCGGCAAUGGAAUAUGUGACAAAAAAAACAAACAAACUGACAAGUCCACUUAUAAUUUUGAUGUGUAUGCCUGUCAGUGCUUUCCUGCCUAUACAGGUGCUAAUUGUAGUCAAAACUACAAUGCUUGCAGUGACAACCCUUGUGCUAUUGGUCAGAACUGCACAGAUAUGACCCCAGAACAACAGGGUAACAUGGCUAUAGGCUACACAUGUGGACCAUGUCCUGAUGGAUAUGAGAAGAGAAACAUUAGUAACACCUUAGUUUGCUCUGAUAUCGAUGAGUGCAAUAAAACCAACCUUUGUGAAAAAACCUGUGUCAACACAGAAGGAUCAUAUUAUUGUAGCUGUCCUACAGGAUACAGACUAAAUUCUGAUAAAAAAUCCUGCGAUGAUAUUGAUGAGUGUUCUGAGUUGUCUCAUGAUUGUGAGCAGCUGUGUGUUAACAGCCAAGGCUCAUUUGAAUGCAAAUGUGUGACUGGGUUUACCAUGAUCAAUAGAACAUGUCACUUAGAUGUUACAGAGGCAGAAAUGUGUAGCAAUUCUGGCUGCAGUCAUUUCUGUAAUAUGGUUAUUGGACUAGCCACAUGUUUCUGCAAGUCAGGAUACAGGCUGAAAGAUGACAACAAGACUUGUGAAAAUAUAAAUGAAUGUUUGGACAGCAGAAAACUUUGUAGCCAAAUCUGCACUGAUACAGAAGGCAGCUUUUACUGCUCCUGUUCACCUGGGUACAUACUGGAUUCAGACAAAACUUCCUGCAUAGCUUGUGAUCCCUCAUUUUGGGGUUUGAACUGUACCAAUCAAUGCCAAUGCAAUGGGCAUGGAAUCUGUGAUCCAAUACGAGGCUGUGUUUGCAAUUCACAGUGGCAAGGCCCCAACUGUAAUGUUGAUGUUAAUGAGUGUGCCGUAAAGACAUCGUGCCCUUCUUUGGAAGUGUGUGAGAACAAAGUACCUGGUUACACAUGCCUGUGUCCAUCUGGCUAUGAAAAAGCCAUCAACCAAACUUGUACAGAUAUCAAUGAAUGUUUGAAUGAUUUAACCAAUAUUUGUGAUCGGAAUUUUGAAGAUUGUUAUAACUAUAAUGGUGGCUACACUUGUCAAUGCAAAACUGGCUAUAUCAAAAAUAGCUUUGGAACGUGUCAAGACAUUGAUGAAUGCUCACUUGGGAUGCACAAUUGUCAACACAAGUGUGUCAACACCAAUGGCUCAUUCUUUUGCACCUGUUACAAUGGCUUCAGUGUCUCAGAGAACAGAAUAAACUGUGUUAAAGAUGUUGAUUUAGCUGGGUGCUUUGGACCUGGUAGUAUCAACUGUUCCUAUGAUUGUACACUUGAUUCACUCAAUACACCAAAAUGUUUCUGUAUGCCAGGCUACGAGCUAAGCUCAGACAAUGUCACUUGUACAGAUAUUGAUGAGUGCAAAAGUAACCUUUCAUGUGGCAGUACAGCAUAUUGUGUUAAUGAUAUUCCAUUCUACCACUGCACAUGUCCUAAUGGAACAAGACUUGAUAAUGAUGGACGAUCAUGUGUUGCUUGUCUGCCUGGAACCUGGGGAGAAGGCUGUCAACAAAGUUGUUCCUGUACUCUGGGUGCCAUGUCUUGUGAUCCCAUCACUGGGUGUAGAUGUACAGAAGGUUUUGAGGGACCUACUUGCGCUUUAAAUGUCAACCAGUGUUCAACAUUGAAUUGUUCUCAAUACAAAAACCAAGUGUGUAAUGAAAGAGAUGGACCUGAUUUUUGUGACUGUAAGCCUGGGUUUACCAACACUACUGGACAAUGUGAAGAUAUCAAUGAAUGUGUGCUUAACAAAUGCUCUCAGAACUGUACCAACACUGAGGGCAACUACAGCUGCUCAUGUUUUGAUGGCUUUGAACUUGUAGAUACACUUGGCACUUGUAGAGAUAUUGAUGAAUGUGCUAUGAACAUAUCAAAGUGUAAAGGAUCAUGUCAGAACAAUGAAGGACAUUACAGGUGUUCAUGUAGAGUUGGAUAUAAACUAGCCAGUGAUGGCUACACCUGUUCAGAUGUGGAUGAGUGUGCUGAGAACAGCUCUCUCUGUGAACAUAAUUGUAACAAUACCAUUGGGCAUUAUAACUGCUUCUGCAAAGAUGGUUAUCAGCUUGCCUCUGAUGGCUCCUCUUGUGAAGACGUGGAUGAAUGCACAACAAAGACAAACGAUUGCUCACAGAACUGUACAAACAUACAAGGUAGCUUCAAUUGUUCGUGUUAUUCAGGCUUCUUGUAUAGUGAUGAUACAAAAACAUGUGAAAAAACAAUGACAAAAAGUGAGACAAUCAUCUUUCAGUAUGAUGCAUCCAGUAUAAACUUUAACAACAAAAGCCACGAGAGUUACCUGAAUUUAAAGAAUGCCAUUUCCAAUUUGAUGGAUAAAUCUCUAAGAACCAUAAUUAAAUAUGUAUUCCAAGUUUUAAUUAAUGACAUGAAGAGUGGCAGUCUGAUUGUCAACUUUAGUGUAGUCAUGAAGAAUAUUACCAAAGAAGAAUAUGUCAACUCAAUGUUCAAUGCUUUCAAGUACAUUGCACAAAACUCUACUAUCACAAUUGGCAAUGAAACUUUGUCACUAGCAGUGCUGAAUUACACCAUAGAAAAUAAAUCAUAUUUCUCCAAUGCUACACGAUGCAGUGUUUUUGAGGAUACAGUGCAAUGUACUUGUAUAGAAGUCAGUGGGAUUGCCCAGUGUACAAAAAGUUCAGAAAGCACAGAGAACAUUGAUCUAAUCUUAGGACUAGCUAUUGGCAUCCCUUUAUUUGUGAUCUUCACUGCCUGUAUUGUGAUAGCUCUGUUCAUAUGGAAAAAGAGAAGGGCUCCUUCUUAUGACAAUUCUAUUUAUUCCUUUGAGAAAGAUCAGUUUGGAGGUGUUUUUGCUAGGUCCUUUGCCAAGAAAGGAUCUUGGGGUGAAGGUGACUAUCACCAGCAUGCUUAUGAUGGCCUGUCACAAGUAUCCCACAGUAGCAGUGAAGAUGGGAUGAAGGAGAGAUAUGCAAAACUUUCUAAAGAAGGUGGAGCCUCAGGUACAGAUCAAGGAAAAUUUUCUUGGGAUUUUAUGAACAAAGCUCUAGAGGACAGUGGCAAGGAAUUUAAAAUUCAAAGACCAACUAUCACACCUGGUUAUUCUACCAGACUGUAAUGCAACAUACAUGAAGAUGAUACUUGCACUUCCAAAUGGACAGCAUUCCAGUAAGUGCUAUUGAAUUUUGAGAGAAGUAAAAGUGGCUCCAAGUUCUGUGCUUUGUAACAUUUUGACACUUAGUGAUAGGAUUUAAAGUAUUGUGUGUCCUUCACUUGUAUGUGAAAUGUUAGAUUGGAAGACAUCUGUAAUUUAAUGAUUAUUAAUUUAUGAAACUAACUCCAUUUCUUACUUUUAAAUAAUGAAUAUAUUAAAUUAUUGACAUUUAAAUCACUCUUACCACUAUAAAAUAUGAAACAUACUUUCUAUAUGUUUAUAUUUCAUCAAUCAAUGUUUGGUGUCAGUAAAAAUAAACAAUUUCUAUAGAUGCUGGUGUGCUGAGGAUAUGAUACCUAUUAUUAUGCAAUGGUGCAUUAUGUCUCAUGAGACAAUAAGAGGCAACCUGGUGAAUCACUAGUUUAGUUGCUUUGAAGAAGCCUAUAUAUUUGGAAUUUUCUUACAGGAACUUUUGAUUCCCCAUUUCUUAAGGUCUUUCUCUUGAUUUUGUUAUGUAGUCCAAAAGAAUGCCCCAUUUCUUAAGGCCUUUCUCUUGAUUUUGUUAUGUAGUCCAAAAAAAUGCCCCAUUUCUUAAGGUCUUUCUCUUGAUUUUGUUAUGUAGUCCAAAAGUAUGCCCCAUUUCUUAAGGUCUUUCUCUUGAUUUUGUUAUGUAGUCCAAAAGAAUGCCCCAUUUCUUAAGGUCUUUCUCUUGACUUUGUUAUGUAGUCCAAAAGAAUGCCCCAUUUCUUAAGGUCUUUCUCUUGAUUUUGUUAUGUAGUCCAAAAGAAUGCCCCAUUUCUUAAGGUCUUUCUCUUGACUUUGUUAUGUAGUCCAAAAGAAUGCCUCAUUUCUUAAGGUCUUUCUCUUGAUUUUGUUAUGUAGUCCAAAAGAAUGCCCCAUUUCUUAAUGCCUUUCUCUUGAUUUUGUUAUGUAGUCCAAAAGUAUGCCCCAUUUCUUAAGGUCUUUCUCUUGAUUUUGUUAUGUAGUCCAAAAGUAUGCCCCAUUUCUUAAGGUCUUUCUCUUGAUUUUGUUAUGUAGUCCAAAAGAAUGCCCCAUUUCUUAAGGUCUUUCUCUUGAUUUUGUUAUGUAGUCCAAAAGUAUGCCCCAUUUCUUAAGGUCUUUCUCUUGAUUUUGUUAUGUAGUCCAAAAGAAUGCCCCAUUUCUUAAGGUCUUUCUCUUGAUUUUGUUAUGUAGUCCAAAAGAAUGCCCCAUUUCUUAAGGUCUUUCUCUUGACUUUGUUAUGUAGUCCAAAAGAAUGCCCCAUUUCUUAAGGUCUUUCUCUUGAUUUUGUUAUGUAGUCCAAAAGAAUGCCCCAUUUCUUAAGGUCUUUCUCUUGACUUUGUUAUGUAGUCCAAAAGAAUGCCUCAUUUCUUAAGGUCUUUCUCUUGAUUUUGUUAUGUAGUCCAAAAGAAUGCCCCAUUUCUUAAUGCCUUUCUCUUGAUUUUGUUAUGUAGUCCAAAAGUAUGCCCCAUUUCUUAAGGUCUUUCUCUUGAUUUUGUUAUGUAGUCCAAAAGUAUGCCCCAUUUCUUAAGGUCUUUCUCUUGAUUUUGUUAUGUAGUCCAAAAGAAUGCCCCAUUUCUUAAGGUCUUUCUCUUGAUUUUGUUAUGUAGUCCAAAAGUAUGCCCCAUUUCUUAAGGUCUUUCUCUUGAUUUUGUUAUGUAGUCCAAAAGAAUGCCCCAUUUCUUAAGGUCUUUCUCUUGACUUUGUUAUGUAGUCCAAAAGAAUGCCCCAUUUCUUAAGGUCUUUCUCUUGAUUUUGUUAUGUAGUCCAAAAGAAUGCCCCAUUUCUUAAGGUCUUUCUCUUGACUUUGUUAUGUAGUCCAAAAGAAUGCCUCAUUUCUUAAGGUCUUUCUCUUGAUUUUGUUAUGUAGUCCAAAAGAAUGCCCCAUUUCUUAAGGUCUUUCUCUUGAUUUUGUUAUGUAGUCCAAAAGUAUGCCCCAUUUCUUAAGGCCUUUCUCUUGAUUUUGUUAUUUAGUCCAAAAGAGUGCCCCAUUUCUUAAGGUCUUUCUCUUGAUUUUGUUAUGUAGUCCAAAAGUAUGCCCCAUUUCUUGAGGCCUUUCUCUUGAUUUUGUUAUGUAGUCCAAAAGAAUGCCCCAUUUCUUAAGGUCUUUCUCUUGAUUUUGUUAUGUAGUCCAAAAGUAUGCCCCAUUUCUUAAGGUCUUUCUCUUGACUUUGUUAUGUAGUCCAAAAGAAUGCCUCAUUUCUUAAGGUCUUUCUCUUGAUUUUGUUAUGUAGUCCAAAAGAAUGCCCCAUUUCUUAAGGUCUUUCUCUUGAUUUUGUUAUGUAGUCCAAAAGAGUGCCCCAUUUCUUAAGGUCUUUGUCUUGAUUUUGUUAUGUAGUCCAAAAGAGUGCCCCAUUUCUUAAGGUCUUUCUCUUGAUUUUGUUAUGUAGUCCAAAAGAGUGCCCCAUUUCUUAAGGUCUUUCUCUUGACUUUGUUAUUUAGUCCAAAAGAGUGCCCCAUUUCUUAAGGUCUUUCUCUUGAUUUUGUUAUGUAGUCCAAAAGAAUGCCCCAUUUCUUAAGGUCUUUCUCUUGACUUUGUUAUUUAGUCCAAAAGAAUGCUAUCUAUUAUAGUUGGCUUUAACUCAAUUUUUUAUGUCUGUAGGGCAAUAGAGUGCCCCAGAUGAAUUACCCAACUAAGCUGACCAGCUCCUCCAUCUAACCCAAAGUCCCUAUUUCAAAGGUGCUAAGUAUUUGCUGUCAUUGUUUCACCUGUCAGUAAAACACAUUUGGCUUGACUUUAAUUUCACAAUGUUCUUGUUGUUUUUUUUCAUGGUAACAUUGUUUCUUUAAUGUGAACACAAUUUUUCUUUCAUUCACAGUUAUUGAAAUUUAUUAUAAUUCCAUAUAUUUGUAAAAAUAAUUUACAUAUUUCCUUUCUUUUAUUUUUUAAUCAUUUCAAUUUUUCUUUAACAAGUGGCUCAAUAUCUUUCAUUUAGUGUCAUGUAAAGAUAUAUGUGUAGGUCUGAGUGGUAACAAGACAAUCACUGCUAGCAGAUAAUUCUACUGAAAUCAAGAAUUAUGCUAAACUGACAUGUAAACUUGAGUCUUUAGUUUGAUGAUAAAAUCUUUAAUCUAAAUAAAAUGCUGGCUUUACAGAUUGAAUAUUUAAACAUUGCUUUUGAAAAGAUUCCUAACAUGUUUUCUUUUCAUGUUUUUAUUCUUAAUUAUUUAUUUAUACAGUCACACCUCAUUAUAUUUAACUCAUUAAAACUGAUUUAUUUUAAUACAUUUUAUGUUCCAUACAUUUGAUGUUCCAUAAUAAGUCAACUCUCUCAUUUACAAACUUUUGUCUAUGCAUGUCUUUUAAAUUUGACCCAUUCAUAGUGCCUAAUAUAUUCCUAACAGACCCAUUUAAAAGUUAACACAAAAUGUAAAACUGGUUUAUGUUAGUUUGAACAUAAUUAUUUGGGUAAAAUAAUUGUCUUAGUUGUUUCUUAUGUUUUUGUUACAUGGUUAAUACAACAGAAAUAUGUUAUCAGCUUGUUUGUGAUGAUUCAGUGUCAAACAUUUUGUUACUUUAUGUCCAUUGACUCACUAAUUGAAGGUGCAUGGGUUGUAGUAGGUAGUAAUGCAGGUAGUAUAUUUCUGUCACUAAACUGUAGGAACAUUUGUUGAAAGGACUCUGAUAUCAUAACUUGAAUGACUUGUUUCAAAUUUGUAUGAUUUGUGUCAUUAAUCUUGACUUUUAAUUUGGGUAUAAAAUACAACAUGAAUGUGUGUAUUACAAUACAAUAGUGUUUAAUAUAGAAAACUUUUAUUGUACAUUUCUUUGUAUAGAUUUGUAUAUGUAGAUGAGAUAACAAGAGAACAAUUUAAAUGUUGAAAAUGGACAUAUAUUUACACAUUUUGUUAAUGUGGUUAAUUUUACAUGUUUGUGGACUCAGUGCACAGUAAUAUGGAAUAUCAAUAUUAUUUUGUGGGUAUGUUAAGUUUUGUGUGUAUGCCAAUGUUUAUGUGGAGUCUUACAGUAAUAAAAGUAAACUUUUACUCCUACCAUAUCUACUAAAGCAAAUCCUUUUUUUCCCCUUAAGUCUUAUAAAUGUGAAAAGUUUAUUUGGUUAUUUGUGUUUACUAAAAAGAAGAAUAACUUUGUCAGAACCAUGCUGGUCAUGGACACUCUAUGCUGGUCAUAUAGUGUUUGUCAUUUGUUCAUAGUUAAACUUUUAGACUCUUUGUAUUCUAUAAAGCAUGUUUAUUAAUAGCUUACACUUAUUUAAAUGAGAUAUUGUGAAAGAUAAUUUCAAAGCAUUACCUUGUAUUUUUUAACUUAUAAAUGCUAAUAAAUCAAAGUUAUAAUACAGGACAAAAA
This is a messenger RNA of Biomphalaria glabrata, 14586 nucleotides long. RefSeq names its product serine-rich adhesin for platelets-like. The transcript is spliced from 41 exons. Bases 444 to 10241 code for a protein of 3265 amino acids. The record is from RefSeq and is a predicted model, not a curated record. Gene Ontology annotation, molecular function: calcium ion binding. NCBI's taxonomy places the organism in Eukaryota, Metazoa, Mollusca, Gastropoda, Planorbidae. Gene Ontology annotation, biological process: cell-matrix adhesion.